Messenger RNA from Ceratotherium simum simum (southern white rhinoceros), 1464 nucleotides. RefSeq names its product ALG1 chitobiosyldiphosphodolichol beta-mannosyltransferase (gene ALG1). The record is from RefSeq and is a predicted model, not a curated record. NCBI's taxonomy places the organism in Eukaryota, Metazoa, Chordata, Mammalia, Perissodactyla, Rhinocerotidae. Gene Ontology annotation, molecular function: mannosyltransferase activity. Gene Ontology annotation, cellular component: endoplasmic reticulum.
ACGUGACCGCUGCCGGCCCGCCAAGAUGGCGGCUUCCUGCGUGGCCUUGGUGGCCCUGUCCCUCUGCCUGCCACUGCUGCUGCUGGUCGCGUGGAAGCGCUGGCGGCGGGGGCGCGCGGCCCGGCACGUGGUGGUCGUGGUGCUGGGCGACGUGGGCCGCAGCCCCCGCAUGCAGUACCACGCGCUGUCGUUGGCCAAGCGCGGCUUCUCCGUGACCCUCCUGGGGUUCUGCAACUCCAGGCCCCAUGAAGAGCUCUUGCAGAGCGACAGAAUUCAGAUUGUGAGUUUGACAGAACUUCAGAGACUUGCAGUCGGGCCCCACAUUCUCCGGUAUGGAGUCAAAGUCGUAUUCCAGGCAGUGCACUUGCUGUGGAAGUUGAUGUGCAGGGAGCCGGCAGCCUACGUCUUUCUCCAGAACCCCCCAGGCCUGCCUGCCAUUGCCGUCUGCUGGUUUGUGUGCUGUCUCUAUGGGAGCAAGCUCGUCAUCGACUGGCACAACUACGGCUACUCCAUCAUGGGUCUGGCUCACGGCCCCAGCCACUGCCUUGUUCUGCUGGCCAAGUGGUACGAGAAGCUCUGCGGGCGCCUCUCCCACCUGAACUUGUGUGUGACGAACGCGAUGCGGGAAGACCUGGCAGAGAACUGGGGCAUCAGAGCCGUGACUGUCUACGACAAGCCAGCAUCUUUCUUUAAAGAGACGCCCUUGGACCUGCAACACCAGCUCUUUAUGAAGCUGGGUCGCACCUACUCUGUGUUCAGGGCCCGCUCCGAACCGUCGGACGCGGCCACGGAGAGGUCGGCCUUCACGGAGCGGGCUGCACGGAGUGGCGAGGUGACACAUCUUGGCGGGCGGCCGGCCCUGCUGGUCAGCAGCACGAGCUGGACAGAGGAUGAAGACUUCUCCGUCUUGCUGGCGGCGUUAGAAAAGUUUGAACAGCUGAUCCUGGGUGGAGAGAGCCUGCCUUCUCUGGUCUGUGUGAUAACAGGCAAAGGGCCUCUGAAGGAGUAUUACGGCCGCCUCAUCAGCCAGAAGCAUUUCCGGCACAUCCAGGUCUGUACCCUGUGGCUGGAGGCUGAGGACUACCCCCUGCUUCUAGGGUCGGCGGACCUGGGCGUGUGCCUGCACAAGUCCUCCAGCGGCCUGGACCUGCCCAUGAAGGUGGUGGACAUGUUCGGGUGCUGCCUGCCCGUGUGCGCCGUCAACUUCCGGUGCUUACACGAGCUGGUGAAACACGAGGAAAACGGCCUGGUCUUCGAGGACUCGGAGGAACUGGCGGCUCAGCUGCAGAUGCUUUUCUCCAAGUUUCCUGAUCCUGCUGGCAAACUAAGCCAGUUCCGGAAGACCCUCCGGGAGUCAGAGCAGCUUCCCUGGGAUGAGAGCUGGAGGCAGACGGUGCUCCCUUUGGUCACAGACACAUGACCCCUUGGGCCAAAGACUGAGACCACCCCCUCCCCCCCAGCGUG